Bicyclus anynana (squinting bush brown) is the source of this 2717-nucleotide messenger RNA. RefSeq names its product sodium-independent sulfate anion transporter-like. The record is from RefSeq and is a predicted model, not a curated record. The transcript has 10 exons. Gene Ontology annotation, biological process: transmembrane transport. The coding region runs from base 546 to 2357 and encodes 603 amino acids. Gene Ontology annotation, molecular function: sulfate transmembrane transporter activity. Gene Ontology annotation, cellular component: membrane. Lineage: Eukaryota; Metazoa; Arthropoda; Insecta; Lepidoptera; Nymphalidae.
UCAUCAACGUGCAAGGUAUACUGCCGCGCUCGAGUAAAUCCAAAAAUUCCCUCUUCGGCUCCGCUACUAUAGUUAACUUGGAUUUGCAAACAGGAUUAAAGGUUACGCCAAGACGACUUUAUCAGAAUCCUAUCAGUCGUUUAGUUUACUUAACGGCUGAAGACGGGUUUCCUCCGACAUAAAGAUAAUGAGCGACUCGCAUCUCCGUAGUCCUGAGCCGAUCGGCACUCCGCGCGAACGCUCAGCACACAUUCGGUUGAAGCAAACACUGUCAACAACAGUAGUGUUCGAUACUAAAUGUCUUUGGAUAUCCGACUUGAUUGUCUUUCGGAGGAGUUUACACUGAGAUUAUCAUAAUUCGGAAUAGAGAAAAGUAGACUGCUGUUUCUAACCUAUUUUGUCCACUGGGUUUUCUCUGUGUCGAAAACUCUGGCUGGCUUCAUUCCGUCUUCGUAUUGGGGCAGAAUCUCUGAACAGUUUCCCAAAUUAAAUUACUGAGAUUUAGUGGAUAGUUUGCACUUGAUAAAGAUCCGCGGAUGUAAAGAAUGGAGUCAGAGGAAGAGGUUCCUUUUCCAAAGUCUUUGGAGCAGCGAGGGUGGCGGGGUGUAUUGACCAGACGGCUGCCCAUCCUGCGCUGGGCGCCGCAGUACGACCGCGAGACUGCCGUGGCAGAUGCUGUGGCUGGAGUCACACUCGGCCUGACGCUGGUGCCGCAGAGCAUAGCGUACGCAUCGCUCGCCAAUUUGCCAGUGCAGUAUGGAUUAUACUCUGCGUUUGUAGGCACCAUGCUGUACGUGGUGCUGGGCACGGUGAAGGAGGUGUCGAUCGGGCCCACCAGUCUGAUGGCGCUGCUCACGCUGCACACGUGCCGCGACCUGCCCGUCGACUUCGUGGUGCUGCUCACCUUCCUCUCCGGCUGCCUCGUGCUGCUCAUGGGCCUGCUGCGGCUUGGUUUCCUGGUGGACCUCAUGUCGCCGGCGGUGACGAGCGGGUUCACGUCGGCGACGGCGGUGAUCAUCGUGGUGGCGCAGCUCAAGGGGCUGCUGGGGCUGAGCUUCGUGGCGGAGUCGCCGUUCGACAACGCGCGCCUCAUCGCGCAGCACUGGGCCGACGUGAGGCUGCCCGACUGCGCGCUCGGCGCUGUCUGCUGCACCGUGCUGCUGGCGCUGCGAAAACUGAAGGACGUGCCAGUGAGCGACAAGCGCGCGGGGCUCAAGAAGCUGCUGUGGCUGGUGUCCAUCUCGCGCAACGCGCUGGUGGUGCUGGGGGCGUCGGCGGUUGCCUACUGCACGUACGACCCGCUGCGACCGCUCUUCAAACUCUCCGGUAAAGUGGAGUCCGGGCUGCCCAAGCUGGGCCUGCCGCCGUUCAGCGCAACGUUGGGCAACGAGACCGUGGGCUUCGUGGAGAUGGCGGCGCAGCUCGGGCCCGGCCUGGCCGUGCUGCCCUUCGUCAUGGUGCUGGCCAACAUCGCCAUCGCUAAGGCUUUCAGCGUGGGCGGACGCGUCGAUGCGACGCAAGAGAUGCUGACGCUGGGCGUGUGCAACAUGGUGGGCGCGCUGGUGCGAGCGAUGCCCACGUGCGGCGCCUUCACGCGCUCCGCCGUGUCGCACUCGUCGGGCGUGCGAUCUCCCGCCGCCGGCCUCUACUCCGGCAUUAUCACGCUGCUGGCUCUCAACUACCUCACGCAGUACUUCUUCUUCAUCCCCAAGGCUUGCCUGUCGUCCGUGCUCAUCUGUGCCGUUAUAUUCAUGAUCGACGUGAGCGGGCUGCUGGAGCUGUGGCGCGCGAGCCGGCGCGAGGCGGGCGUGGCGCUGCUGACGCUGGCGGCGGGCGUGGCGCUGGGCGUGGAGGCGGCCGUGCUGGGCGGCGCGCUGCUCAGCCUGGCGGCGCUGCUGCGCGAGCUGCUGCGGCCGCCGCGCCUGCUGCUCGCCAGGGACAAGGCGAGCGAGUGCAGCGUGCUGCGCGUGCGCGUGCGGCGCGCGCUGGUGUACCUCAACGUGGAGCGCGCCGCCGCCGCCGUGCGCGCCGCGCUCGCCGCGCCGCCACGCGCGCUUCACCGCGCCGUGCUGCUGGACUGCGGCUCGCUGGCGCUGCUCGACCACACCGCCGCACAGGUGCUGGAACGUCUGGCCAAGGAGCUGGAGGGGCGCGGCCACUACCUGGUGUGCUACAACGCGGGCGGCGAGGCGCUCAAGGCGCUGCAGCGAGUCCCGCGGUUGGACGCCCGCGCACUCGGCGCCCGCUCGCUGGCCGGCGCGCUGGCGGCGGCAGCUGAUCCCCCUCCACCCACCAUACCCGCCCCACCCGAGCAUUUGCCGCUACUGGAGAAGACUCCUCAAACAGAGGAAGUGUAAAGACUAGAGCAAAGGCCUAACCUUAAGAAUAACUAGAUGUGUGCCUAGCAUAGCUUCGAAGGGCGCUCGCACGGAGUGUUUAAACAAAGAGAAAAUUUUUAGCUUAAAAUAUAAGUAAAAUACACUUGCCAAUACAAGUGACGCCAAAUAUACUAAAACCAAACUGGUUGCGCAAUGUUUAUCAACAAGCAAAUUAAAAAUGAAGGUAGAAAACGCAUGCAAUUUCAUAGCUAAUUUAUUUAAACUUGCGGACGCCUGCGACUUCGUCCGCGUGGAAUUCAGUUUUUCACAAAUCCCUCGGGAACCAUGGAUUUUUCCGGCAUGAAAAGUAGCCUAUAUGUUAAUCCAGAGUAUAAAAUA